Anisakis simplex (herring worm) is the source of this 720-nucleotide messenger RNA. NCBI's taxonomy places the organism in Eukaryota, Metazoa, Nematoda, Chromadorea, Rhabditida, Anisakidae. The record is from the annotation of a GenBank genome assembly.
UUGAAGAUAGGAUCAUGCGAAUCCUCAGAUUAUUGCUAUAUAGAACGAAAGCCAACAGACAUCCAAGGCCUUUACCGGAUCACAAAAGGAUGUAUUAAAAGACCGUUACGCACACACACUGGGUGUGAUUAUGACCGUUUUAAUGACCACAUCCUGUGUGUUUGUAAAGGUAGCUUAUUAUUAACCUCUUAUUGUGCAUCUGGCUGUGGAUACGGACCCCCCUCACUACCAUAUUUUUACAAAGGACCCGAAUUACUAUACCACCGAACCAGAUUAUGUAUCACUAUGAGCAGCGAUAACAAGAAGGAAUUGGCACUGCACCGAUGCGUUUCAUGCGAGAUCAGUUCGAGUGAUGCCAAUAUCAUAUCGUCUUGCAAACAAAACACCUGCAUCGCGCACUUCUGCACUUACAACACUCGACGACUGCACAACAGCAACAGUCCAUUCAUGAACGAGAGACAAGGAUGCAUCAACGUCACUGACGACUACCAGGUUCGUUGCUCUUCAUCCAGCAAGCAUUAUGACUCUACCACAAUGCAGAUGCAAUUCGGAUGUUCUCACAAGUGGAUGAAUAACGAAGAGGAGGAAUUACUGUGUGCAUGUAGAGGUGACAAGUGCAAUCGAGACCUGCUAUCAGCCAGUCAAAACAACCACAUCUCUAUUUAUCAUCACUCGUUCGUUCAUUUACUCCUAUCCUUAUUUGUUAUCACCAUUCUAUAA